Labeo rohita (rohu) is the source of this 4851-nucleotide messenger RNA. RefSeq names its product LIM homeobox transcription factor 1, alpha-like (gene lmx1al). The transcript is spliced from 9 exons. Gene Ontology annotation, cellular component: nucleus. Lineage: Eukaryota; Metazoa; Chordata; Actinopteri; Cypriniformes; Cyprinidae. Bases 139 to 1359 code for a protein of 406 amino acids. The record is from RefSeq and is a predicted model, not a curated record. Gene Ontology annotation, molecular function: DNA-binding transcription factor activity, RNA polymerase II-specific; RNA polymerase II transcription regulatory region sequence-specific DNA binding. Gene Ontology annotation, biological process: regulation of transcription by RNA polymerase II; neuron differentiation.
UCCAUCACAUAAAGCGCGCUCCUGAACAUCACACACAGUCUGGCAAUGCUUUUGCGCCACUGCGUGCAUUUUGGACUAUAACGCUAAAGUUUGGCUUCUGGAGCACUGGUGCCCGAUCUCUUCUUCAAAGGUAUUUUGAUGUUACCAACAGAAAUCUCAGGAGGAGUGUGUUUCAGCACUAGUCAGCACUCCAAAGAAGGAAGGAACGGAAUGAAAACAGAAGAAAACCAAUCAUGUCUUCAGCAGGCUCCCUCCGCCACACCUUACGAGCACGUGGGAGGAGGUGAGGUGUGUGCAGGGUGCGAGUCUCCCAUCGCGGACCGCUUCCUCCUGCGCGUCAAUGAACUGUCCUGGCAUGAGACGUGUGUCAAGUGUGCAGUGUGUCGCAGCGCGCUGAGUGGGACCUGCUACUGUCGGGACCGUCUGCUUUACUGCAAGCAUGAUUACGAGAAGUUGUUUGUGCGGAAGUGCAGUGCCUGUCUGCAGGCAAUCGGCCGCUCGGAGCUCAUCAUGCGUGUGCUGGGACAGGUGUACCACCUGGGUUGCUUCAGCUGCUGCGAGUGUGAGCGCCGGCUGCAGAGAGGUGAUGAGUUUGUGCUAAAGGAGGGACAGCUGCUCUGCCGGGGAGACUAUGAGAAGGAGAGAGAGAUGCUGGCUGCUAUCAGCCCGGCUCCUACCGAGUCAGUAAAGAGUGAGGAUGAGGAUGGUGGUGGUGUUUCUGUUGGGGGGAAGGCUGGGGAUGAUGGGAAGGAGCACAAGAGAUCCAAGAGACCACGUACCAUCCUGACCACACAACAACGGCGCGCCUUCAAGGCUUCAUUUGAGGUGUCUUCCAAACCCUGCCGAAAGGUCAGAGAAACUCUUGCAGCUGAGACUGGACUGACAGUGAGAGUCGUGCAGGUGUGGUUCCAAAAUCAGAGAGCAAAGAUGAAAAAGAUCGCUCGUAGACAACAGCAGCAGCAGCAACAGCAAGAACAGGAGCAGAUGGGCGGGACCAGGAGGGGCCCAAGCAGAGGGGGGCGCCAGAGUAACGACGACAGCGAGGAUGGCUCCAGCAGUCACGGACUAGACGGGCUGCUCUCAUAUUCCUCUCUGCCACGCCAACAACUGCUGGCUUUGGACCCGAACAUAUAUGGAAGCGAGCAGUUCCGACACGGGCUCACGCCACCGCAGCUAGGCCCCGAGCAGAUGCACUCCUACGACUCAGAGACAGUUUUCCAUGACUUGGACAGCGAUGGAAGCCUCAGUCAUCUUGGAGACUGUCUCUUGUCGACCGCAGAGGGUGGAGUUCUGGCAGGUCGGAUAGGAAAUCCCAUCGAUCGCCUCUACUCAAUGCAAAACUCCUACUUUACCUCAUGACCCUGGUUCCAUCUAAAGCGCUCCUCCAGCACUGCAGGGGGCAGCAAAUAAAUCGAGUUUGGAAGAGUCUUUCAUCGUCAAAACUAAUUGAAUCCCUCAAUCAUAUCUUAGUCGUGCCAAUAAAGCUCUAACCAAGACAACCUAAAAAUUCAAUUUGGCAUGGACAGAAUGGGAAUUCACUGGAAAAACAUGUUGUAUAUCACACAUAUGCACUAUUUUUUCGCUUUGUAUUGAUUUUGCGACAGUCAUAGGCGCAUAAGAGACACCAACAGGCAGCUGUUCAUGAAGUGUAAGUGUUACCUCAUCCUCUGCUCACUGCACAGCUAACAAACUGAUCAAGGCCGUAUCUGAAAUCACCCCUUUAUACUCUUAUUCACUACUAUGAAGCUAUGAGAACACUUUGUGCGCUAAGAAAACAAAAAAUAAUGACUUUAUUCAAUAAUUUCUUCUUAUUGUUGAACAAAGUUGUUAUUUUAGUAUUUUCGUAGCUUCAUAACAUUACGGUUGAACCACUGAUAUCACAUGGACUUUUUUAUUGAUUUCCUUAAUACCUUUCUAGGCCUUGAACGUGUCAGUUGCAGGGUCAGAAAGCAAUGGGGGUAAGAAGGUCUUUGGAACGACAUUGACCUGUGGCUCUUUCGUUAGUCCACUGAAUGAGUGAAUGAAACCAAGAGAGACAGAGAGGUUUUGGACACCUCUACAAAUGGCUGUCCCCUCAAAUAGUACACUAUAUAUGGAUACAGGGGUGAUUUCAUACACACAUAGGCCGUCAGUUUCAUAUCACUCUCUCCUUAUUGCCUUGCCACCUUAAUGUCCGCCUUGAAUCUGAAUCAGCUUUUAUUUAAACCUAUCGUGAAAACCAAAAGAGUCUAGCAUGCUGGCAUAAGUCAAAUGUGCAUUAAUAUUUCUUGUAAAGAAACAUUGUUUAGUAAAGGUGCACUCAGUUUUUGUAUGUUGAGCUGACAAAUAUAGCAGUUGUUUUGGACUUACACUGACACCUAGUGGUGUGGAUGCAACAUCGCACAAACACAAAAAUAAGGUGAUUAUAGUAAAUUAAAACUGAAAUCAUAAACGUUUUUGGUAACACUUUACAAUAAGGUUUAUUAACAACAUUAGUUAACAUGAACUAAGAAUGAACUACUUCUACAGCAUUUAUUAAUCUUACUGUUAAUUUCAGCAUUAUUAACGCAUUAUUAAAAUCACAAGUUGUGUUUAACAUUAAUUAAUGCAAUGUGAACUAACAUGAACAAACGACUGUUUUUAUUUACUAACAUUAACAAAGAUUAAUAAAUAGUGUAAUAAAUGUAUUGUUCAUUAUUCGUUAAUGUUAGUUAAUACAUUAACUAAUGUUAACAAAUGACACCUUAACCUAAAGUCAAAUUAUUUUUUUCCAUCUAGUCGACAAGGCAACAUUUCUCAUUUUUAUUUAGUUUAACGUCAUGUACGGAAAUAUCUAAAACAAAUAAAAAAUAAAACUAUACAGACAUAUUUAGGCAAAAAGACAACUAAAUGACUAAAACGCUAACUAAAAUGAAAACAGAAAAUAUGAAAGUAAAACUAAGUCAAAAUAUUAAAACUAAAAUAUAUCUACAAUGCUAAAACAACACUACAGUUACUACUGCCUAAUAUUUUGAAAAAAAAUAAAUACAACUUUUUGUUUAUCCAUGAGUGAGCAAUUCUGCAAACAAAGGUGUUCAGUGAGUAGUAUUAAACUGAUUUUGUGAUCUCAAGUGACCCACACCAUGUAAAACAGCUUUUAUGAGUCUCCAUUUCACGUUUAUUGUAUAUUAGUGCAUUAUUUUUCACUAUCGAUUUUUACGUGUAAAUCUCUUCAAACAAGGAAAAAAUACUGAGUGCACCUUUAACACAAAUUAAACUUUACAUUUUCUAUUUACAAAUGAAAAAUGUUGACAAGUAGUGCAGUAUUUUCUUUGAAGAAAUUUAAUUUGGUAGUUUUUUAACUACUGUCAGUUCCUCAGACAGUUUUUCAUGAAGCCGCCUUAACUGUGCAUCAUGCAAUUAAAAAUACAAAAUAUGUAAAAUAUAUACAAAUUAGUGCUGUCAAAUCAGUUAAUCACCAUUAAUCACAUCCAGAAUAGAAGUUUGUGUUUACAUAUGUGCGUGUGCUAUGUAUAUUUAUAUGUACACACACAUACAUGUAUAUAUUUAAGAAAUAAAUGUAUAUUCAUAUAUAAUAUAAACUAUAGAUAAAUAUAAAUACAUACAUUACCAGUCAAAAGUUUUUGAGCAGUAAUAGUUUUGAUGUUUUAAAUAUUUUUACUAUUUAAAAUAACUGCUGUGUGUUGCUGUGUUUGAAUAUAUUUUAAAAUGUAAUUUAUUUCUGUGAUCAAAGCUACAUUUUCAGCAUUGUUACUCCAGUCUUCAGUGCCACAUGAUCUUUCAGAAAUCAUUCUAAUAUGCUGAUUUGCUGUUCAAGAAACAUCUUUUAUUAUUGUUAUCAAUAUUUGAAACAGUUGAGUACAUAUAUUUUCAGGAUUCUUUGACGAAUCCAAAGAUCAGCAUUUCUCUGACAUAAAAGUUUUGGUAACAUUAUACACUUUUGUUGGGAAAGAAAUGAUAGAAAUUAAUACUUUUAUUUAGCAAGGAUGCAUUAAAUUGAUCAGAAGUGAUGAUAAAGAUGUUACAAAAGAUUUCUAUUUCAGAUAAAUGCUGUUCAUCAAAUUCUACUCAGCUGUUUUUAACAUAAUAAUAAUAAUAAUGUUUUUUGACCUGCAAAUCAGUAUAUUAGAAUGGUUUCUAAAGGAUCAUGUGACACUGAAGACUGGAGUAAUGAUGCUGAAAAUUCAGCUUUGGAAUCACAAGAUUAAAUGACAUUUAAAAAUAUAUUCAAAUAGAAAACAGUUAUUUUAAAUAGUAAAAAUAUUUAACAUUUUUACUGUUUUUUCUGUACUUUAAAUCAAAUAAAUGCAGGCUUGGUGAGCAGAAGAGACUUCUUUUUAAAAAUCUUAAAAAUCUUACUGUUCAAAAACUUUUGACUGGUAGUGUACAUAUAUAUGUACAUUUUCUUAAAUAUAUAUGUUUGUGUAUUUAUAUAUACACAGCAUAUGCACAUAUGUUAUGUAAACACAAACGUUUAAUUUGGAUGCGAUUAAUCAUGAUUAAUCGAUUUGACAGAACUAAAAGACUAAUAAAAAUACCACAAACCACAAAAUAAUGAAACAUCUGUAAGAUAAUGCAAAACUAAAGUAGAUGUCUCAAAAAAAAAAAAAAAAAAAAAAAAAAAAAAAAAAAAAAUUAGUGAGGGAGUCUUGACAGGGUUCAUAGAGCAAAGGAGGCACACAUACCACAGUGGCUCAGUCAACAUUAUCAAAACACACAGGCUUACAGCAAACACACAUAUCUGCUCUAUUAAAAUUAAAGGAACACUCUACUUUUUUUGAAAAUACGCUUAUUGUCCAACUCCCCUAGAGUUAAACACUUGAGAUUUACCGUUUUCAAAUCAUAUCAAUUCAGCCGAUCUCUGGGUCUGGC